AUGGGGCAGCAGCCUGGAAAAGUUCUUGGGGACCAGAGGAGGCCGAGCUUGCCUGCCCUGCACUUCAUCAAGGUAGCGGGCAAGAAGGAGUCCUCCCGGCACGGCGGGCCGCCCUGCAACGUGUUCGUGGAACAUGAAGCCCUCCAAAGGCCAGUAGCAUCUGACUUCGAGCCCCAAGGUCUGAGCGAAGCAGCUCGUUGGAACUCCAAGGAAAACCUUCUCGCUGGUCCCAGUGAAAAUGACCCCAACCUCUUUGUUGCACUGUAUGAUUUUGUGGCCAGUGGGGACAACACUCUCAGUAUCACUAAAGGUGAAAAGCUCCGGGUUUUAGGCUACAAUCACAAUGGGGAAUGGUGUGAAGCCCAAACCAAAAAUGGCCAAGGGUGGGUCCCAAGCAACUACAUCACACCCGUCAACAGCCUGGAGAAACAUUCCUGGUACCACGGGCCGGUGUCCCGCAACGCUGCCGAGUACCUGCUGAGCAGCGGCAUCAACGGCAGCUUCCUGGUGCGGGAGAGCGAGAGCAGCCCCGGGCAGAGGUCCAUCUCGCUGCGAUACGAAGGCAGGGUGUACCACUACAGGAUCAACACAGCCUCCGAUGGCAAGCUCUACGUCUCCUCUGAGAGCCGCUUCAACACUUUGGCCGAGUUGGUCCAUCAUCACUCCACGGUGGCAGACGGGCUCAUCACCACUCUCCACUACCCGGCCCCCAAGCGCAACAAGCCCACCGUCUACGGCGUGUCCCCCAACUACGACAAGUGGGAGAUGGAGCGCACCGACAUCACCAUGAAGCACAAGCUGGGCGGCGGCCAGUACGGGGAGGUGUACGAAGGCGUGUGGAAGAAGUACAGCCUCACGGUGGCCGUGAAGACCCUGAAGGAGGACACCAUGGAGGUGGAGGAGUUCUUGAAAGAAGCCGCCGUGAUGAAAGAGAUCAAGCACCCCAACCUGGUCCAGUUACUUGGGGUCUGCACCCGGGAGCCCCCGUUCUACAUAAUCACUGAGUUCAUGACCUAUGGGAACCUGCUGGAUUACCUGAGAGAGUGUAACCGGCAGGAGGUGAACGCUGUGGUGCUGCUGUACAUGGCCACUCAGAUCUCCUCAGCCAUGGAGUACCUGGAGAAGAAGAACUUCAUCCACAGAGACCUUGCUGCCCGAAACUGCCUGGUAGGGGAAAACCACUUGGUGAAGGUGGCUGAUUUCGGCCUGAGCAGGCUGAUGACCGGGGACACGUACACAGCCCACGCCGGGGCCAAAUUCCCCAUCAAGUGGACCGCGCCCGAGAGCCUGGCCUACAACAAGUUCUCCAUCAAGUCCGAUGUCUGGGCAUUUGGAGUUCUGCUGUGGGAGAUCGCUACCUACGGCAUGUCGCCCUACCCGGGCAUUGACCUGUCCCAGGUGUACGAGCUGCUGGAGAAAGACUACCGCAUGGAGCGCCCGGAGGGCUGCCCCGAGAAGGUCUACGAACUCAUGCGAGCAUGUUGGCAGUGGAAUCCCUCUGACCGGCCCUCCUUUGCUGAAAUCCACCAAGCCUUUGAGACCAUGUUUCAGGAGUCCAGCAUAUCCGAUGAAGUGGAAAAGGAACUGGGGAAAAAAGGCAUGCGAGGGGUUGCAGGUACUCUGCUGCAGGCCCCAGAGCUGCCCACCAAGACAAGGACCUCCAGGAGAGCCACGGAGCACAAAGACUUCACCGACCUGCCUGAGACGCCCCACUCCAAGGGCCCGGGAGAGCCUGACCCCCUGGACCACGAGCCCGCUGUGUCUCCAUUGCUCCCUCGGAAAGGACGAGGCCCCCAGGACGGCUGCCUGAAUGAGGAUGAGCGCCUUCUCCCCAAAGACAAGAAGACCAACCUGUUCAGCGCCCUGAUCAAGAAGAAGAAGAAGACGGCGCCCACCCCUCCCAAGCGCAGCAGCUCCUUCCGGGAGAUGGACGGCCAGCCAGAGCGCAGGGGGGCCGGGGAGGAGGAGGGCCGCGAAGUCAGCAACGGGGCGCCUGCCCUCACCCCCUCAGACGCAGCCGAGCCCGCCAAGUCCCCGAAGCCCAGCAGCGGGGCCAGCGUCCCCAACGGAGCCUUCCGGGAGCCGGGAGGCUUCCGGUCUCCCCACGUGUGGAAGGCCAGCACGCUGACCAGCAGCCGGUUAGCAGCCAGCGAAGAGGAGAGCGGCAGCAGCGCCAGCAAGCGCUUCCUGAGGUCCUGCUCUGCCUCCUGCGUGCCCCACGGGGCCAAGGACACAGAGUGGAGGUCAGUCACGCUGCCCCGGGACCUGCAGUCUACGGGGAGACAGUUUGACUCGUCCACGUUCGGAGGGCACAAAAGCGAGAAGCCAGCUCUGCCUCGGAAGCGGGCGAGUGAGACCAGGUCUGACCAGGUGAGCAGAGGCACGGUGACGCCCCCGCCAAGGCUGGUGAAGAAGAUGGAGGAGCUGGCCGAUGAGGUUUUCAAAGACACGGCGGAGUCCAGCCCGGGCUCCAGCCCUCCCAGUCUGACUCCAAAGCUGCUCCGCAGGCAGGUGGCAGUGGCUCCUUCCUCUGGUUUGGCCCACAAGGAAGAGGCCGGGAAGUCCGGCGCCUCAGGAACAUCUGCCUCCGCCGAGCCAGCGCCCGCCGCCAGCAGAGCGGGACCAGGAGCAUCGGGAGGGACCAGCAGGGCCCCCGCUGAGGAAUCUCGGAUGAGGAGGCACAAGCCCUCCUCCGAGUCCCCGGGGAGAGACAAAGGGAGGCUGUCCAAGCUCAAGCCUGCCCCGCCGCCCCCACUGCCAGCUUCUGCUGGGAAAGCCGGGAGGCCCGCUCCGAGCCCGAGCCAGGAAGCAGCCGGGGAGGCAGGCGCCAGCGGGAAAGCGAAACCCACGGCUGUGGUUGUGGAUGCCGUAAACAGUGACGCUGCCAAAGCCAGCCAGCUGGGAGAGGGCGUCAAGAAGCCCGUGCUCCUGUCCAUGCCAAAGCCUCAGGCCUCCGCCAAGCCGGCGGGGACCCCGACCAGCCCGGGCCCCACUCCCUCCUCUUUGCCGGCAGCGUCCUCCGCCCUGGCAGGGGACCAGCUGUCCUCCACCGCCUUCAUCCCGCUCAUAUCGACCCGCGUGUCUCUUCGGAAAACCCGCCAGCCUCCCGAGCGCAUCGCCAGCGGCACCAUCACCAAGGGCGUGGUCCUGGACAGCACCGAGGCCCUGUGCCGUGCCAUCUCCAAGAACUCCGAGCAGAUGGCCAGCCACAGCGCCGUGCUGGAAGCUGGCAAAAACCUCUACACGUUCUGCGUGAGCUAUGUGGACUCCAUCCAGCAGAUGAGGAACAAGUUCGCUUUCCGCGAGGCCAUCAACAAACUGGAGAACAACCUCCGGGAGCUUCAGAUCUGCCCGGCGACCGCGGGGAGUGGCCCGGCGGCCACUCAGGACUUCAGCAAGCUCCUCAGCUCCGUGAAAGAGAUCAGUGACAUCGUACAGAGGUAG
Pipistrellus nathusii (Nathusius's pipistrelle) is the source of this 3444-nucleotide messenger RNA. The record is from the annotation of a GenBank genome assembly. Lineage: Eukaryota; Metazoa; Chordata; Mammalia; Chiroptera; Vespertilionidae.